AUGGCAGCUUCAGGAGCAGGAAAAGCUCACCAAUCCCUCAAUGUCUUCAAGAAACCCCUCGGGCUCUUCAGCAAGCAGCCAAUGACAGGUUUCUACCGCAACGGCUACUGCGAUGUAGGACCCGACGACACAGGAAACCAUUCAGUCGCCGCAACACUCACCGACCCAUUCCUCGACUUUACCGCCUCCCGCGGCAACAACCUCCGCAGCAUCGGGCUCACCGCAGGCUGCAAAUGGUGUCUCUGCGCGGCCCGCUGGAAGGAAGCUGUAGACCAUGCAAACUCGAACGUUGAGGCUGGGGAUGGGGCGAAGGCGAGUGUGGUGCCGAAGGUGCAUUUGCAUGCUACGAGUGAGAAGGCUUUGGAUGUUGUUGGCUUGGCGGAGUUGAAAAAAUAUGCUGCAGAACCAGAGGUCGGUAAUGCAAGUAAUGUUGCGCAAGGUAGUGGAGGCAUGGGCGGUGCUGUGAAGGAGAGCACGGAGAUGAGUGGAAGAGGAAGUAUGACUACCAGGACCCAGAGUGGCACAUAG
This is a messenger RNA of Cadophora gregata, 528 nucleotides long. RefSeq lists its product as uncharacterized. The transcript is spliced from 4 exons. The record is from RefSeq and is a predicted model, not a curated record. Bases 1 to 528 code for a protein of 175 amino acids. Lineage: Eukaryota; Fungi; Ascomycota; Leotiomycetes; Helotiales; Ploettnerulaceae.